UGGCCUGAUUGAAACUUUCCCGCAUCAUAUUUUUCAACCACAAGGAAGAAUGAAAAGCACCUACAACAACAAAAGCACACACCACUGUACAUAUAAAUUAUAUCCAGCACCCAAUUUUCAUGAUCAACCCCACCAAUAAACAAACCUCUCUCUCUCUCUCUCUCUCUCUCUCUCUCUCUCUCAAUGGGACACACAACAAAGCUGAGAGAUAUCAUAGGCCUAAUCAAAGAUAAGGCUUCCCAAAGCAAAGCAACCCUACUCUCAAAGCCCAGCAACCUCUCUCUCCAACUAGCUCUCCUACGCGCCACCAACCACGACCCUUUCAACCCUCCUAAUGAUAAAAACAUCGCCACCAUCCUCUCCUAUGGUCACAGCUCACGCGCCACCGCUUCCAACGCAAUAGAAGCCAUCAUGGACCGGUUACAGAGCACCGGUAACUCCUCCGUGGCUCUCAAGUGCCUCAUCACCGUCCAUCACAUCGUCAAAUACGGUAGCUUCAUCCUCCAAGAUCAGCUCUCUGUAUACCCUUCUAAUGGUGGAAGAAACUACCUCAAACUCUCCAACUUUCGAGACAAUUCCAGUCCCAUAUCUUGGGAGCUCUCUUCAUGGGUCAGAUGGUACGCAAAAUAUGUAGAAACUCUCUUGUUUGUUUCUAGGGUUUUGGGUUUCUUUCUUGCUUCUUCUUCAAACACUAUGGAGAAAGAUAAUCAGGAAGAAAAAAUUUCAUCGUUUAUGAAUAAGGAUUUGCUUAAAGAGAUUAUUGCUUUGGUGGGUUUGAUGGAAGAGAUUUGUAAAAGACCAGAUUAUUUAGAUGUAGAAGGUAAGAAUGAAUUGGUGGAUAAGGUUAUGGGUUUUGUUGGUGAGGAUUAUCUGUCAGCAGUAAACGAGGUUUCGGUACGAGUCAGCGAGUUUAAAGAGAGGCUGAGUGAUCUGAGUUUUGGUGACUCGGUCGAGUUGGUUUGCUCUCUGAAAAGGUUAGAGGAUUGUAAAGAGAGACUGUCGGUGUUGUCAACUGGAAAAAAGUCUCUGAUGGAGAGCUUUUGGGGUUUGAUAAGCGAGGUUAAGGAUCGAGUUGGGCCAGACAUGGUGUACAAAGAUGAGGGAAAGCUGGUCAAUUGGGUGAGAAGAGAGAAGGUGAGCGAGUCAGCUCGGUUUGGUGAACGUGUUCUGAUUUCAGGGGACUCGGUCGGGUUUCCUUCAAGAAGGUCCAGACAGGGUUCAUUUUCUUAUUCUAGAGAGUUGAUGGAAUCGUAUCCAUGAUAUAAGCAUGACUAAUAUAAAAUUAAUGUCGUGUUUUGGUUUUUUGACUUUUGGGCUUGCUUUUUUAGCAUGAUUGUUUGUUUUGUUUUUCGUCGAUAUGAAAUUCUUGUUCAUAUUUCAUACAAAUUGAUUUGUGUGGAAAUACUCAGAUCACACUUGGUAGAAUGAAAAAUACGAAAUAGAAACGUUGCUCA
Molecule: messenger RNA, 1454 nt
Organism: Quercus lobata
Lineage: Eukaryota; Viridiplantae; Streptophyta; Magnoliopsida; Fagales; Fagaceae
Product: putative clathrin assembly protein At4g40080
Exons: 1
Coding region: 184-1260 (358 amino acids)
Biological process (GO): clathrin coat assembly; vesicle budding from membrane; clathrin-dependent endocytosis
Cellular component (GO): clathrin-coated vesicle; clathrin-coated pit
Molecular function (GO): SNARE binding; 1-phosphatidylinositol binding; phosphatidylinositol-4,5-bisphosphate binding
Source: RefSeq, a predicted model, not a curated record